Messenger RNA from Ectocarpus sp. CCAP 1310/34, 876 nucleotides. Lineage: Eukaryota; Phaeophyceae; Ectocarpales; Ectocarpaceae. The record is from the annotation of a GenBank genome assembly.
AUGGAUGGCACGUGGCGCAUCGGUUUGAGGGUCAUUGAUUCUCCGGACUGCCUAUUUUUGCUGUUGGGGGAGGACGCCAAGAUUCACGCGUACGGAGCUGCGCAAAGCGAAAGGAAGGAGGAAAUAUACCUCCUUCUGAAGAGGUACGCGGAUAGACGGAGGAGGAACCGCACGCUGCUCGCUCUGGAGUGGUUGUACGACGACCUCUGUUGUAGAGGGGCUGAUGAUGUCACCAAGGGGUAGAUACGAUAGUCAGGACGUCCUCUGCUUCGACUUCUACUUCGACACCGCCGCCGGCAUCGAAGCGCGCCAGAGGGGGCAGAGAUAGAGCGAGUGAAAGAGUCGCUAAGCGGGGUGCCUUUGAAGCUUGAACAGGUCAGCACCCUCACGGACGCAGUCGCGAUCGCCUACAUGAAUGCCGUAGGACUGAAGUUGACAGGCAACGUUGCACUCAAGCAGAACAAACUAUCGGACUUUUUCGAAAGCAACAAUAUUUCAGAGUACAGGUACUCUCCUUCAAGGCCUGAGACCUCGCCCGCGCCCGCUGUAGGACCCGCCAGUGGGCACAUGUCAAUUUGAGGGUUGGGAACUCGAAAUAUCUGUUGGUGUUGAGUUGUUGUAGAUGUAUUUAUCGGCGGGACCUGCUCUUUCUCCACCUUUGAUCAAGACAAUUAGACUAAGUAUUAUUUAUUAUUCCAUGCGUUGACCGUCAAGGGUGAUGGCUCUGUCCUCCUCUUUGCGUUUUGUUGUCUGGCGUAUGUGUUUGCCUCCUGCGUGGGAGACGGGAUAGAUAUUCCGUUCGUCUCGUUCCGCACGACCGGUACGGAUGGAGUAGAACUUGUUUUCGCCAUGCCGAGUACGGAUUGAAGAAACAAG